UCAUCCUCCUCCUCUCCCCCGCCGACUCUCACACCCACGGGACACUUGGUAGUAGCGGUGUGCCUGGGCGUCAUUGGCACGCUGGGUUUCCUCACCAACUUCCUGGUGCUCACGCUGUUCUGCCGUUACCGGGCACUGCGCACGCCCAUGAACCUGCUGCUCGUGAGCAUCUCCGCCAGCGACCUGCUCGUGAGCGUGCUCGGGACCCCGUUCAGCUUCGCGGCCAGCACCCAGGGGCGAUGGCUCAUAGGGCGCGCAGGAUGCGUGUGGUACGGCUUCAUCAACGCGUGUCUGGGCAUCGUAUCAUUGAUUUCUCUGGCGGUCCUGUCGUAUGAACGCUACUGCACCAUGAUGAAGCCCACCAUGGCGGACGGCAGGGACUACCGCGCCGUGCUGGGGGGGAUCUGCUUCUCCUGGGUCUACUCGCUGGUGUGGACGGUGCCCCCCCUGCUGGGCUGGAGCAGGUACGGGCCUGAGGGACCCGGGACAACCUGCUCAGUGGACUGGAAGACUCAGACGGCCAACAAUAUCUCGUACAUAGUGUGUCUGUUCAUCUUCUGCCUCCUGCUGCCCUUCAGUGUUAUCUUGUACUCGUACAGCAAGCUGCUCCAGGCCAUCAGGCAGGUGAGCCAGAUGAGCUCUAUAGUGCCUCGGCGCAGAGAGCAGAAGGUCCUGGUGAUGGUGGUGACGAUGGUGGUGUGCUACCUGAUCUGCUGGCUGCCGUAUGGGGUCGCCGCCCUGCUGUCCACCUUCGGCCCCUGCGACCUCCUGACCCCGGAAGCGAGCAUCACGCCGUCACUGCUAGCCAAGUUUUCCACCGUCGUCAAUCCAUUCAUCUAUAUAUUCAUGAACAAGCAGUUCAACAGAUGCCUCCGAGCCUUCAUCAGCUGCUCCCCUCUUUCAAGCAACUCCACACUCAAGUCCUUCUCCAGGGCCACCAGGACGCUACGCACCUUCCGCCAGGAGAGGGAGCACCCCGCCCUGUCGCUGUCCAUCCGUAAAGAGACGUCGGACAAUGGCAAAAAACUCCAGAACCAUCAGAACAACCACCACAGCCCCAGCCCCUCUGCAGACAAGUCCGCCCCACCCUCGCACAGCCCCUCCAAACCCAGAGUCAUCCUGGUGGCCCACUACAGGGAAUAACGCCAAACGG
Molecule: messenger RNA, 1153 nt
Organism: Boleophthalmus pectinirostris (great blue-spotted mudskipper)
Lineage: Eukaryota; Metazoa; Chordata; Actinopteri; Gobiiformes; Gobiidae
Product: pinopsin-like
Exons: 4
Biological process (GO): visual perception; G protein-coupled receptor signaling pathway
Cellular component (GO): membrane; photoreceptor outer segment
Molecular function (GO): G protein-coupled receptor activity
Source: RefSeq, a predicted model, not a curated record